UUGGUAGUUUAAUCUUCUGCGUAACUCAGCGAUUUUAUUAUCCAAAGAUUGCACGUUUGCAAGCAGAAUGGAGGGAAGUGGGGGUUUAUUCGAUCGCAGCCGGACCCCUCUUUCUCCGCCUCCUCUUCAAGCAGAUCACGGGGAUCGGGGCCUGUUCCCGAGGAAGUAGCGUGUCCUUUGUAUCGGUGCUCGCCAGAGUCGUGAAAUGAAAAAGAGGAUUCUGCUAGUCCGUGUACAGCUCAGUGGCAUGGCCCAUCGUCUGUUUGAAGGUAAAGAGCAUGCUACCUCCUACUGGAAGUACAGGGUCUCUCCCUCAGCUCAGCUCAUUGAAGAAGUCAUGUCCUUCCUAAAGAAAAAGAGGGGCGUGCAGCCCUGUGACCUGGCAGUAGACGUAGGCUGUGGGUCGGGUCAAGGGACCGUGCUUCUGGCCCCUCACUUCUCCUCAGUGGUGGGGACCGACAUCAGCCCUGCCCAGCUGGAGGUGGCCCAGGAGCACGCCACCGCCCCUAACAUCUCCUACAGACAGUGCCAGGCUGAGGAGCUGCCGUUUGCAGACAGCUCAGUGGACCUGGUGACGGCCAUGUCUGCCUUCCACUGGUUUGACCGGCCGCGGUUCCUCCAGGAAGCCCACAGGAUCCUGAAGGCUAAAGGUUGCCUGGCUCUACUCAACUACACCAUGGAUAUGGAGCUUGAGUAUGGAGACUGCUCCCACACACUCAACACAGUCUGCAAAAAGUUUUAUGCUGCACUCCUGCCCUAUCGUAACCCCUGCCUGGGCCCUUGCUCUGUUGCUCUUUACAAGCAGUCCUACGGUUCCAUCCCCUACACAGAGAAAGAGUGGCAGGAGUGUAUGUGGGUGAAGAAGUCCAUGACUCUGUCCAACUACAUGGGUAUGAUAGAGUCCUUUUCCAGCUACCAGGCUCUACUAAAGAAAGACCCAGAGGAAGCCAGCAGACUGUCAACUGACAUCACCCACAGACUGUUGGCUGUGAUGGGGGUGACCUCCCCAGAGACUGAGCUUGUGGUUGGAGUAAGGUAUUUCUUCCUGCUAGCCUGCAAGUCAGAGGACUAGCUACCGAUCGAUGACUGAGACUACACUGUGUCCCCUUUGGUGAAACUGGACACUAAGAUGUGCUACUACUUAUCUGUCUUGAUUGUGUUAUUGACUGUACGUUUGUUUAUGUGUAACUCUGUGUUGUUGUUUUUGUCG
Messenger RNA from Salvelinus namaycush (lake trout), 1210 nucleotides. RefSeq names its product putative methyltransferase DDB_G0268948. The transcript is spliced from 7 exons. Bases 206 to 1072 code for a protein of 288 amino acids. Lineage: Eukaryota; Metazoa; Chordata; Actinopteri; Salmoniformes; Salmonidae. The record is from RefSeq and is a predicted model, not a curated record. Gene Ontology annotation, molecular function: S-adenosylmethionine-dependent methyltransferase activity.